CGGUAUACAAAGUAUAGAAAAAGAAGUGUUUCCGGGUGGCAGGUGGAUGUUUUGGUGUGGGUCGGGUUGAUUAGGUCGUUACAGGUUCUCCAGUAAACCGGUCCGUGCACACUUUGAUGCGCUCCCCUGAGCUCUGCUAGCCGGAUAUCAGUGUCGCCCCCCUCACUCGCUCCGACCCUGACAUGGCCUCCAGGCGGCCGGACAGCUUCGACGGGCUCGGGUACCGUGGCCGGGAUGACCCGCUGUACGGAGCGGGCUACCCGGUUCGGAGCGCCGGAGCCCCCGCCGAACCGCAGCUCCACCACUGGGUCACCACGCCGCCCGACAUCCCCGGCAGCCGCAACCUGCACCCUGGAGAGCGGACACCUCUGUUCGAUGACGCCCCGGGAGAGAUCGCAGGUUCUGCAAGCGGCUGGGAAGCUCCAAAUCCCAGCAGGCCCCCCGCUGAGCAGCUGAAUCGAUUCGCUGGCUUCGGGGUUGGAUUCGUCAGUCUGUUCACAGAGAACGUCCUCUCUCACCCCUGCAUCGUGUUCCGCAGACAGUGCCAGGUGAACUACCACGCCCGGUGUUAUCACCUGACUCCAUUCAGCGCUGUCGCUGUAAUGUACAGCAUCACCAAAGCUCAGGGUGUGAAGGCUCUGUGGAAGGGGAUGGGCAGCACAUUCAUCGUUCAUGGUGUUACCCUCGGAGCCGAGGGCAUCAUCAGCGAGUUCACGCCACUGCCACGGCUCAUUCUGCGGGGCCAUGAUGUCACCGGCACGGAAGCAGAAGAAGCAUAUGCUGUUAUGACCUCCAGCACUUGCAGGAAGAUGGCUCAGAAUCUGUGGAUUAAGCAGCACUGCCAGAAACUACCAGCUCAGCUGAAAUUCAGGCUUGGUGUCCUCAUGGUUAAAGACACUGUCCAGCACUGGGACACUGCAGUACAGAGGUCUGCUCUGGUUAAGGAAAAGCUAAAGAACAACAUAAACAGUUUUACUAUUAAGCCGGAUAUCAGUGUCGCCCCCCUCACUCGCUCCGACCCUGACAUGGCCUCCAGGCGGCCGGACAGCUUCGACGGGCUCGGGUACCGUGGCCGGGAUGACCCGCUGUACGGAGCGGGCUACCCGGUUCGGAGCGCCGGAGCCCCCGCCGAACCGCAGCUCCACCACUGGGUCACCACGCCGCCCGACAUCCCCGGCAGCCGCAACCUGCACCCUGGAGAGCGGACACCUCUGUUCGAUGACGCCCCGGGAGAGAUCGCAGGUUCUGCAAGCGGCUGGGAAGCUCCAAAUCCCAGCAGGCCCCCCGCUGAGCAGCUGAAUCGAUUCGCUGGCUUCGGGGUUGGAUUCGUCAGUCUGUUCACAGAGAACGUCCUCUCUCACCCCUGCAUCGUGUUCCGCAGACAGUGCCAGGUGAACUACCACGCCCGGUGUUAUCACCUGACUCCAUUCAGCGCUGUCGCUGUAAUGUACAGCAUCACCAAAGCUCAGGGUGUGAAGGCUCUGUGGAAGGGGAUGGGCAGCACAUUCAUCGUUCAUGGUGUUACGCUCGGAGCCGAGGGCAUCAUCAGCGAGUUCACGCCACUGCCACGGGAGCUUCCUCACAGGUGCAGCUGGAAACAGGUGGCUGGGCAUUUGCUGCUUAAAGGAUUAACGGCAGUCGUCGCUCUUCCAUUUUACUGUGCCAGCCUCAUUGAGACCGUGCAGAGCGAGAUUGUGCGGGAUGAGUCGUCCUCUGGCCUGCUGGACUGCGUCCGUGAGGGUGUUGCUCGACUGCUGGGUGUCGGCGCACCUCACAGUCGUCGCCUGCUUCCUCUCAGAUGCCUGCUGCUUCCCGCUGCGCUGCAUGCCAUCCUGCGCUAUGCUGUGGCUACCUCCAUCCAGCGGGUGGUGCUGUGGCUGCACCAGCGUAGCAAGAAGCAGCGGGCAGAACCAUCCAAUCCACUAGAUGCCUACUUCCCCGAGCUGGCGGCAUCUUGGGCGGGUUCUCUGGUGGCUGACGUGGUGUUGUUUCCUCUUGAGACGGUGCUACAUCGCCUGGCUCUGCAGGGUACGCGCACCAUCAUUGAUGCCACCGAUGGAGUGGUCGCGGUGGGAAAUGGCGGGAGCCCGCUGGUAGUGCCCGUAAACACGCAGUAUGAUGGCUUCUCUGACUGCCUGCACGCCAUCAGCCGCAAGGAAGGUGGUGCUGGCUUCUACCGAGGUUUCGGCGUGCUGGUAGCCCAGUAUGCUUUGCACGGAGCGCUGCUGGCCGCCGCCAGGACGCUGAUGAGGGUGCUGCUGCUGGAUGCCAAGGCCAGCUAGGUUGUUACUACAGAGACUGUUGUCAUGACAACAGGACAUUUCUCAUCUUGUAAAUGAGACGAAAAAGACCUGCUCAUGUGACGACAUCAGCACUUGAGUCCUGUUACCUAGCAACCACUAAGAAUCACCAGAUUGUGUCACCUCCUCCCCAAUGAUGUCACUUCCUGCUUAUGUUUGGACAAACAGUGGUGGCAGUUGUUUUCCUUCACGUAAACUGAGCAUCACUUCCUGUGUUUUUGUUCAGCUCUGACAGCUGAUUGGUCGCCCACUACUGAUAUACAAACAAACAUGUAAACAGAUGUUUUUGUAUAAAGUUGUAAAAAAAUUUAAAAAAGUUCAGUGUAGAUUUAGACUAAAUUAUUUCUGAUCGAUUGGUCUCUAAAGCGAUACUUGGAUGAGAUGAGCCUGGCUUUUCAAAAUAAGUGUCUGUUUAAGCUGGUGUAAGGUGUAAUGGUGUCUGUAAAUGUGAAAUAAAUCAAUGUUAAUUUGA
Haplochromis burtoni (Burton's mouthbrooder) is the source of this 2772-nucleotide messenger RNA. RefSeq names its product solute carrier family 25 member 46 (gene slc25a46). NCBI's taxonomy places the organism in Eukaryota, Metazoa, Chordata, Actinopteri, Cichliformes, Cichlidae. Gene Ontology annotation, cellular component: mitochondrial outer membrane. Gene Ontology annotation, biological process: mitochondrial fission; axon development; mitochondrial membrane fission. The coding region runs from base 183 to 2282 and encodes 699 amino acids. The record is from RefSeq and is a predicted model, not a curated record. The transcript is spliced from 15 exons.